UCCAUAUGUCAAAGUCUUUGUGCUUUUCAAGACAUCGAGGCGACAGAAGGAAAAAAAACAGCUGGAUCCAAGAAUCUCUCCAGCUAGAGGCUCCGCUAGCUGCUCCAGCCCCGCAAACCAGCGACUUCCUCCGGGUUCCCGCUCACUUCGACAGCUGGUUGUGAGGCUGAUGAUGUGGUGAUGAAGAUGGAGGCUCCUGAAUACCUGGACCUGGACGAGAUCGACUUCUCUGAAGAUUCAGCGUAUACUGUCACGUCUCUGAAGAGCAUCCCAGAGCUGUCCAGGAGGAGCGAUGGCCAGGCAGAGGAGCGACCAGCUCCGUCUAUCAACUGGAGUCGCAGUGUUUCCUCCCACAGCGGCGGAGGCAUCAAACCCACGGGGCUGGCUGAGGUUCACAGUAAGUUCCGUCCCGUGAAGCGGGUGUCCCCCCUAAAACACCAGCCUGAGACCACCGACUCGGACUCUGAUGGUAAAGUCCAGGGCCCAGGACUCGUUCUGGGGGAGCAGGGGGAGGUCGGUAGGGACGACUCUGGCCCUGACAAGCUGACCAAUGCUUCCUGCUCCUCGGACGGGUCUGGAGGGAAGGUGAAGGGCCUGGGGGGCUCCGUGGUGGGAGGGAACAACCCCCAGGCUCUGUUUGGGGAGCUGGAACACUACGAUCUGGACAUGGAUGAGAUCCUCGAUGUGCCUUAUAUCAAGUCUAGUCAGCAGAUGUCAACGCUGCCUCGUGUUCCUCAAGACAAGCGUUCGGUGACGGGGAGUAACCUAGGGGGCGGUACCCUGGAGAGGACACGGGGAGGAGGGAUGAAGAGCUCCGCUUUAGCCCUGAACGAACCUCUGAGCCUGGGCAGCAGUGGCUCACAGACUCAGUACUGUGUUCUGUCUCCGGUGAAGUGGUCCGAUCUGCGGAAGUCCAAGUCGAUGGAUCCAGACCUCCACCAUCUCCACCGCUCACCAGGAGGUUACCAGCUGGAAAUGCCUCCCUCCGGCCUCCUCAGCUGCUCCUCCUCCCUCUCAUCUUUCUCUGAUUCAGAGAAACUGCUGUCUGCACGCGUCUUCCUGGAUUCCCAGAGUCAGAGACCGAGCACGGAGCCUCCGGGUGGACCGGGGCUGAUGUUCCCCUUGUCGGGGUGCAGCGCGAGCAGGCAGGAUGCCUCCAAGCCCUGGGCUCCUGGAUCAGGAGGAGGGACAGUUGGGCCAAGGGGGUUUGGAGGAGCCGGAGGGGAGAUGGAUGAGGAGACCAAGAAGAACCAGAACAUCAUCAACAUCGUCAGAGAAGGGCAGAUCUCACUGCUGCCUCACCUGGCGGCAGACAACCUGGAGCUGAUCAGAGAUGAAGAUGGGAACAACCUCCUGCACAUCUCAGCCUGUCAAGGCCACGCCGACUGUCUGCAGCACCUCACGUCUCUGAUGGGGGAGGACGGCCUGAAUGACCGCAACAACCAGCAGCUCACCCCCGCUGGUCUGGGGGUCAAGAAUGGACAUCUGGAGUGUGUGAGGUGGAUGGUGAGUGAGACGGAGGCCAUCGCAGAGCUGAGCUGCACCAGAGAACAUCCCAGUCUGAUCCACUACGCUGCACGCUACGGACAGGAAAAGGUUCUGCUGUGGUUGCUUCAGUUCAUGCAGGAACAGGCCAUCUCUCUGGAUGAAGUCGACCAGAACGGGAACACCGCCGUUCAUGUAGCAGCUCAGUAUGGACACCUGACCUGUAUACAGACUCUGGUGGAGUACGGUUCCAAUGUGACGGUCCAGAACCAACAGGGGGAGCGGCCUUCCCAGAGCGCCGAGCGGCAGGGUCACACCACCUGCGCCCGCUAUCUGGUCGUCGUGGAAACCUGCAUGUCGUUAGCCUCACAGGUUGUUAAACUCACCAAACAGCUCAAUGAGCAGGCGGCAGAGAGGAUGACUUUACAGAAGCAGCUGCAGAAGCUGAUGGACCCCAACAAGUCAGAGGGGACCCCCUCCAGAUCGCCCAGCUCCCAUCAGCCCUCGGUGGAGGCGUGGCCUGAGAUGAUGCUGACGGCGGAGGGGAUGCCUGGCGAUGGUCAUUGGUUGGUUCAUCAGGGAGGGGUGGGGCCUGACUCUGUGCUGCGACACCUCCUGGGGAAGGACAUGUCUGAGAGUGCGUGUCCCAGAGAGAGGCUGCUGCCUGCGGCUAGUCUGAGCAGAGACGGGGCCGGGGCCCCUGGGGGCCGCAGGACGGGGCUGGUGGACAGGAGAGAACUCAAACUAGUGAGGCUCAAACAGAUCAUGCAGCGUUCUCUGAGCGAAUCAGAUUCAGACGGUUAUCCACCUGAGGAGGGUAAAAACCAAGGAGCCCCACCCUCAAAUGCUCCCCGACCUGAGAGGCCGUCCCACCUGCCCAUCACAGAGGAGGAGCCACUGCCAAACCACCUCCAUCAGAUGAUGAAGAAGCACCUCCCCACUUCCUCUUCCUCAGCUGAAAGGAAGCUGGCGUUUUCUCUCAGCGGGUCAAAGUCGGUCGACAGCAUCGGUUAUAAUCCCUGCCCCGUAUCCAGCGACCCCGAGGCUGCAGACGGAAAAACCCCAGACACUCCCGGUGACUUCCAUGACGCCGCCAAUGGCCAGAAAGUCGGAACCAGCCCCAAGAGCGCCCUGAAGUCACCCUCAUCUCGGAGAAAGACGUCCCAGAACCUCAAACUUAGGGUCACUUUUGAUGAGCAGGUCAACAAGAGCUCAAAUCAGGAGGCGGAGCCAACAAAAGGGCCUCAAGGGAAGGAGAAGACUCCAACAGGAAGUUCAGAAAGCAAGCGGCCGUUUGGAACGUUCCGCUCCAUCAUGGAGACGCUGAGCGGGAACUCAAACCACAGCAACAACAACGGCAGCAGCGGUCAGUCAGGCUCUGCUGUUAAACUGUCCACCUGUCAGAACUUACCUGGCAGGAAGUCGGGAGACAAAGGCAGCCCAGGAGGCGGAGCCAAAGGAAAGAGUAAAACUAGUAACGUUUAACCUGUUCGUGCCUACUGGGAGGUGGAGCGCACGUCAUCAACAGGUGGCGCUCAACAAGCAGCAAAGACGCAGAAAACCUGGGUCACUUAACAGCAACUUGCUUUACGAAGAUAUUUAUGUCCACGAAGCUGAACACAUGACCGGCUGGUUCAGACCAGAAAGAGCUGGUACGGACCGGAAACGACUGGUUCAGACCAUGGACUACUGGUUCAGACCAGAAAGAGCUGGUACGGAC
Molecule: messenger RNA, 3205 nt
Organism: Melanotaenia boesemani (Boeseman's rainbowfish)
Lineage: Eukaryota; Metazoa; Chordata; Actinopteri; Atheriniformes; Melanotaeniidae
Product: synuclein, alpha interacting protein
Exons: 12
Coding region: 181-2970 (929 amino acids)
Molecular function (GO): ubiquitin protein ligase binding
Source: RefSeq, a predicted model, not a curated record